AUGCUCCGAUUCUUAACCAACAGUCGUGUUUUCAAUCUACACAAAUUUCGAUAUCAAAUGACAUUUCCUAAAAAAUACUCAAUCAGUGAAUCUAUACAAACUAUAAAACCGUUGUUACCUCCAAAAUUGAUAACCUUUGAUGCUUACAAUACACUAUACUGUUCCAGUAUCCCUGUCCUAGAACAGUAUGCAAGCAUUGCCAGAAAAUACGGCAUUAUAAUAGAUCCUAAUAACCUGGUUAAACGUUUUCCUGAAUGUUUUAAAAAACUAACCAAAAUACACCCCAAUUACGGUAAAUAUACUAAUAUUACUGGUGACGAAUGGUGGUCUAUUUUAAUCAAAGAUCUAUUUCAACCACAUGAUGUACCACAAGAUAUGAUAUCAAAGAUUGUAACACACUUCAAAACUAAAAAAGCAUAUUCUACAUAUCCCGAUAUUAUCGAGUUUAUUAAGGCCAUCAAAUUGAAAUAUCCUGAUAUUAUACUUGGUGUUAUAAGUAAUACAGACCCUGCUGUCUAUGAUCUAUUGAAAAAUCUAAAUCUUUUCCAAUAUUUUACACCUUACACAUAUUUCUCGUAUGAUUUAGAAAUAUCUAAACCUAAUCCUAAAAUAUUUGAUUAUGUAAUUAACGAUGUGUUGAAAAAAAAACCCAGAAAUUACUAA
Molecule: messenger RNA, 663 nt
Organism: Arxiozyma heterogenica
Lineage: Eukaryota; Fungi; Ascomycota; Saccharomycetes; Saccharomycetales; Saccharomycetaceae
Gene: DPI35
Product: Dpi35p
Exons: 1
Coding region: 1-663 (220 amino acids)
Cellular component (GO): nucleus
Source: RefSeq, a predicted model, not a curated record